CAUCAUUACACUCAUAUGGUUGCAUGGGCAGAAGGAUUGGAAGUUGCCAUUUUGUUUCCCUGCCUUAGUGCUUAUAGCAUGGCUUAUAUCUCCACACCAACUGGAAUCAACUAACACUUCCAUUUUGAGUUUAAAAUGGUAACUGUCAUGAAGAAAUAACUGUGACAACCACAACUUGCCUGGUUCUUCAAUGUGCAAUGACCCUUUUGCUUUUCUUCCUCGUAUUGGUUUUGGUUGCUACGUUCUCUUCUUUUUCUGUCUCUUCAUAUCGCUGGCUUUCCAAACCUCUUCUUGGAGAUGAUGAUGGAAGGAUCUAUGCUUGUUCUCAUAGCAACUUUUUUGCAUUUGAAAGCAACGGAACCAUUGCAUGGACCUUGCAUUUGGACUACAAAUGCAACCUUGGUAAUGCUCCAGUUCGUGGAGGUCAUGGCAAGGUAUAUUUGAUAGCUGAUAACAGAAUAUUGGUGAUUAAGUAUGGAAGCAUUGGAGGUUCUGAGCCAGAAGCAGAAGUUUUCUUUGGACCAAGACCAGGUCAACCAGCCGAGGCUGAAAUUAUUGGUCUCUCAGUGAGCACAUCAGGCUCAACUGUUUACAUCAAUGUCAAGAAUAGAGGACUCUUUGCAUAUCACUCACAUGGAAGUUUGCUUUGGAGUGUGGGUCCUGUGCUUUACCAAUUUGGCUACCGUCAAGGAUGCAGGAAAAACAUUUCAGAUUGUUACUUUGAUUCAUCUCCUGUGCUUGAUCAAUGUGAGGCUAGUAUAUAUAUCUCAAACACAGAAGGUGAACUCUAUUGUUUGUCGAUUCGAAGCCGUUACUUUAGAUGGAUUCAGGAUUUUAGUUCACUAGACAAAAAUUUCACCAUCACUCCUGGAAACAAUGGUCAUCUGUAUGUAACAGUUCCAACCAAGGCUCUGGUUCUGGCUCUAGAUGUCUUUUCUGGCAAUGUUUUGUGGCAGAGAAGUAUAGGGCCAUUAAGCAAAGUUGAUUCUGCUCCUAUAGUGGACUCUAAUGGAUGGAUAUCUAUUGGUUCAUUGGAUGGAUUCCUAUACUCAUUUUCUCCAAAUGGGGUUCUUAAGAAAUUCUCAAGAAUGAAUGCAGAGAACUCUAUGAUUCAAGUUGGACCUUUUCUUGAUUGCUCUGGAUUUGCAGUGUACAGUUCACAGAUAGAGAUGGAAGGAAAAGUUAGCCACACAACUGGUGAAUACACUCUUGUUUCAGCAAUUCGACCAAAAGGGGCAUUAUUCACUAUGUUGGUUCCUGCAACAGGAUCAAUCUAUUGGUCUGAAAGAUAUCCUGGUCAUGUUUCUACCUUAUUUUCUGAGAGUGAUCUAAGUCGUUUUGUCAUGAAUGAGGAAACUCUUCUUGCUUUCCUUGCUGCCUCAACAGAGAUUGGCACUCCACUGCAAUGCCGAACUAUAGGUCAGAAGCUUGCAUCAAGCUGCUCUCAAGAAAGAACCAAGCUUGUCAGCAUAUACACAGGCAACGAAAGGACCAUAGUAUUGUUUCUGUUCUUUGAGUCUUCUCUCAUGUUGGUACUAAUUGGACUUGUAAGAUUCUGCUGCACAUUUUGGGCAAAAAAGAAGCUCAAAAAUCAAGGCCUUGGAAGCUUCCUUGACAAGAGAUGCUCUCUUCAGCUGAAAAAGAAAGCUUUGGAUAGGACAAUCACAGAGCUUGAGCAAAAAGCUGCAGAGGAAACAGCAAUGAACAGUGAAGUUUUUGAAAAGUUGGGUGACACAGUAAGAGAAAGGGAGCAUAUAGAGAGGAAGCUCUCAAGCAGCUAUAGUUUGGGAAGGGACAGGACUGGUUCACAACCAAAACCUAUGCUUCCUGUACAUCAAAUGGGAAGAAGGAAAAGCUACUCAUUUGAAGAUGCAAAGCAAAAAAUGGUGACAGAAUUGCACACUUUAAGUGAUACAUCUUCUGGUGAAAGCAGCACUGAAGAAGAGGCUUGCAUGGUUGAAGACAUGGAGUCAUCAUCCACUGAGGCCACAGCACAAACACCUGUGGUGCAUUUGGAUUCUCCAAGCAGUGAAUAGUUUCAUCGGAAAAGGAACACUGGCACUUGUCUUCUGUAGUAGUAAUAUCUGUGAUUGUUAAACCAUGAUCAAAAUCACAAGUAGAGUUUUAAUGUAAAACAUGAUCCAAUGAU
Molecule: messenger RNA, 2149 nt
Organism: Vigna radiata var. radiata (mung bean)
Lineage: Eukaryota; Viridiplantae; Streptophyta; Magnoliopsida; Fabales; Fabaceae
Product: protein GAMETE EXPRESSED 3
Exons: 9
Coding region: 198-2036 (612 amino acids)
Biological process (GO): embryo development ending in seed dormancy; pollen tube guidance
Cellular component (GO): plasma membrane
Molecular function (GO): protein binding
Source: RefSeq, a predicted model, not a curated record